This is a messenger RNA of Aquila chrysaetos chrysaetos, 1794 nucleotides long. It is a transcript of the gene ARRB2, whose product is annotated as arrestin beta 2. Gene Ontology annotation, cellular component: cytoplasm. The record is from RefSeq and is a predicted model, not a curated record. Gene Ontology annotation, molecular function: angiotensin receptor binding. Gene Ontology annotation, biological process: signal transduction; G protein-coupled receptor internalization; positive regulation of ERK1 and ERK2 cascade. Lineage: Eukaryota; Metazoa; Chordata; Aves; Accipitriformes; Accipitridae. The transcript is spliced from 16 exons. Bases 16 to 1392 code for a protein of 458 amino acids.
GGGGGGCUGCGGCCGAUGGGACAAGCGGGGACGCUCCUGGGGCUGGGGGGGGCAGGGGAUCCCGGACCCCCUUGUGCGGCCACCACUCCCCCCGGGAACCCGACGGCAGGGGACCGCCGCGUCACCCCCCCCCCCCCCCCGGGACCCCCAGCCCCACCAUGGGGGGAGAAGGCGGGCACCAGGGUGUUCAAGAAAUCCAGCCCCAACUGUAAGCUCACGGUCUACUUGGGCAAGAGAGACUUCGUGGAUCACUUGGACCGGGUGGACCCUGUGGAUGGAGUGGUGCUGGUGGACCCCGACUAUCUGAAGGACCGGAAAGUGUUUGUGACGCUGACCUGCGCCUUCCGCUACGGCCGGGAGGACCUGGAUGUCCUGGGCCUGUCCUUCCGCAAGGACCUGUUCGCCGCCACCCGCCAGGCUGUGCCCCCCCUGCCUGAGGAGCACCGGCCCCCCACCCGCCUGCAGCAGCGCCUGCUCCGCAAGCUGGGCCCCGCUGCGCACCCCUUCGCCUUCACGAUCCCCCAGAACCUGCCCUGCUCCGUGACGCUGCAGCCCGGCCCUGAGGACACUGGCAAGGCUUGCGGCGUUGACUUUGAGAUCCGGGCGUUCUGCGCUAAAUCCCUGGAAGAAAAGAUCCACAAGAGGAACUCGGUGCGGCUGGUGAUCCGGAAGGUGCAGUACGCGCCUGAGCAGCCUGGCCCCCAGCCCAGUGCCGAGACCACCCGCCAUUUCCUCAUGUCCGAGCGCUCCCUGCACCUGGAGGCCUCGCUGGACAAGGAGCUCUACUACCACGGGGAGCCCCUGAACGUCAAUGUCCACGUCACCAACAACUCCAGCAAGAGCAUCAAGAGGGUCAAAGUGUCCGUGCGGCAGUUCGCCGACAUCUGCCUCUUCAGCACCGCCCAGUACAAGUGUCCCGUGGCCCAGAUCGAGCAGGAGGACCAGGUGCCCCCCAGUGCCACCUUCUGCAAGGUCUACACCCUGACCCCCCUGCUCAGCAACAACCGGGAGCGGCGGGGGCUGGCGCUGGAUGGCAAGCUGAAGCACGAGGACACCAACCUGGCCUCCAGCACCAUCGUCAAGGAGGGAACGAACAAGGAGGUUUUGGGGAUCCUGGUGUCCUAUCGCGUCAAGGUGAAGCUAGUGGUGGCCCGUGGCGGGGACGUCUCAGUGGAACUCCCCUUCAUUCUCAUGCACCCAAAGCCCCCUGAGCCCUGCCCCCCGCCACGGUCACAGUCAGCCCUCCCUGAGACAGACACCCCCGUCGACACCAACCUCAUCGAAUUUGAGACCAACUACGGGCCAGAUGACGACAUCGUCUUUGAGGACUUCGCCCGCCUGCGCCUGAAGGGGCUGAAGGACGAGAAGGAUGACGAGGACCAGUUCUGCUAGUGACCCCCCCCCGGGACCCCCAAAUCCCCCCGCGCCCCCCCCCCCAGGACCCCUGGCACUGCCCUAGGACCCCCCCAGGACCCCCCUCAACACCCUUGCCGCACCCCUCCCCGUAUGACUGCUGUAAGGGGGGGUCCGCUCCAUCCCCGUCCCCCGGGAGGGGGUGGAAUUUCAGGGGGACCCCAGGCCCCCCCUGGGGUGCAGCCCCCCUCCUCCCAUUCCCCCCCAAGCACUGGACUUGACUGGGCAUUACCCCCCCCCCCCCCCCAACUGUUUAUAUGUACAUUAAUUUUUAAAGAUGUUUCAGGGGACACCCCCCCCCCGGCCUGUCCCCCCCCACCCGAUGGGGCUUGGGGAUGGGGAGGGGGGGGUCGCUGGGUUAAAUAAAAACCUUUGAGUCGA